AGAUGUUGAUACAUUUAUUUCCCAAACUCUAAAAGGAGAAAAUCUAUCCAAGAAAGCAAAAGAAAAAAGGGAAGUUCUUCUUAAGAAGAUAAAAGAUGUUAAGGCAAGUGUUUUUUUACUGAUUGCUCCUGUGUGAUGUCUUCUAACCUCUCCUUUGAUGACAUGCUCCUGCCUGUGUGGCAACUUGUUUAGUUUCAAAGACGGCACAAUCAUCUGUUAUCCUCAAGAAUUCCAGGAUAAAGAACAGGAAGAUGAGGAGGAGUCUGAGGGCUCUGUUUCUUUGCCUCCUGAUAGUGUCUCAAUAGCAUCAGACCGAUAUGAUAAAGAGGAUGAAGCACCUUCUGAUGUGAAUCAGUUACCUCCUAUUGCAGCUCAGGAUCUUCAGUUUGUUCUGAAGGCUGGAUACCUGGAAAAACGCAGAAAAGAUCAUAGUUUUCUUGGCUUUGAAUGGCAGAAACGUUGGUGUGCUAUCAGUAAGACGGUCUUCUAUUAUUAUGGAAGCGACAAAGACAAACAACAGAAAGGUGAAUUUGCCUUAGAGGGCUAUACCAUCAGAAUGAAUAAUAACCUUCGGAAGGAUGCAAAGAAAGAUUGCUGUUUUGAAAUCUCCGCUCCUGAUAAGCGCAUUUAUCAGUUUACAGCUGCCACUCCCAAAGAAGCAGAGGAAUGGGUACAGCAAGUCAAAUUUGUAAUUCAAGAUAUGGAAUCUAAUACUAUUCCUGAGGAGGAGGAAGAGGAAUAUGAUGAUGUUGGACAAGUGAGCAGUGAAGCAAUAGAUGAUAGCAUUUAUGAAGAGGUUAAAGAAGAACGUGUUCCUUCCAAGGCUGAAGUGCCAAGAAAACUGAGCCAGGAGAAAGUUACCACUGUUUCAGAUAGCAAAAAUACCGAUUAUGCCAAUUUCUAUCAAGGUUUGUGGGACUGCACAGGAGAUGUACCUGAUGAGUUGACAUUUAAACGUGGUGACAUUAUCUACAUUCUCAGCAAGGAGUACAAUAGAUUUGGCUGGUGGGUAGGAGAAAUGAAGGGAACCAUUGGCUUGGUGCCUAAAGCCUACAUAAUGGAGAUGUAUGAUAUUUGAGAGGCCUGGGAGAAAUCUGCGCUUGAAAUCAAGAGUGGUGUGCAGCUGCAGUUUACAGACCCGGCCUCUGAGAGAAGAAGAUUCUGCCGUACACAUUUUGUGGUUUCAGUGAAUGUAGUCAGGUCGUUGCCUUGUGUAUAUUAAACAUUAAAACUGUAAUUGAUCAUAAUUCUGCGGAAAUGUUUUUCUUAGCCACUUCUUAUAGAAUUGUAAUGCAAGGAAAUGAAAUAGAUGAUAAUUAACAUAUGGGGCACAAGCAGCCAAAUACUGCCUGUUGCUCUUUUCUUAAGCAUAUUAGCAGCACUUUGUAUAGCUAUAGGUUUCUGUUCUUUCAGGGAAUUUGGCUAUGUUUUCCUGUUCCUCAAAUUUAGAAAAAUUAAGCUGAACUUCGAAAGUAGAAAACUAUUAAUCAGUUCACACAUGCAUUAACCUUUUAAUGCUCACUGUACAUAUUGUGCGGUUUCCUAGGAAAAUCAAGGAAAAUUUAUGUGUAAUAUUGCAAGUCUUCAGGGUAUUCUGCUUCCAAAAGUUUUUGUAUUGUGUUUUAGCCAAUGAUUAAUUUUUCUCAUAUAUUUAAUAUUGCAUUGUUAAUUAAUACUUUGUUACUACUGAUUAUUGUGCUGAUAUAAUAAAUCAGCUGUGUGGUAAUACUGCCCUGAUACCAUUGUGACUUGGAGAUAUUAAUUAUGUGAAAAUUUGUAAAAAGAUAAUAUAUAAGCCCCACAAUUUUUGCUAAGCGAGCAUGUACCUAAAUGGCAGGUAAGGAUGAUCUUUGUCCGUGGUAGUGUGAAAUAUUUUAUUUGUACCUUACAGACACUUUCACAGAGUCAACUGGAUACCUUGUUGGUAUGUGGAACUUCUGAUACAAGUUGGGCAACAGGCAUCUUCAGCUCUACAAGGAUUAGUAACAGAUGCCCAGAGUCUUGGAGUCAAAUCCAGAACUUUGUGGCUAAAAGCAUCAGUUGAAACAUAAAGUACACUAAAAUACUAUCCCUUGUGGACAAGGGGUUGGGCAAGUCAGAGUUAAUACUUUAAAUCCUCUUGUUUUCGAGAUGUGCUUUACCAUUAGCAUGCAAGAUCAGCUUUUUUGAAUCCUCCCACAGGCUUGAUUUGUGAGACCCUUAAUCUGCCAAAGUGACAGGUCAAGGCAGUCUGCGAAUUGCUGAGCCUGUGCAGGUCCCCUUGUAGUUGCUUGUGCUGUUUAUGCUUCAGGCGGGCCCUGAAAGCACUGAGAGUGUAAAAGGUAAUGUUAGUCUGAACUCGGAGUUAGAUCCUUUUGGUAAACUAAGAUGUUGGGCUUUAUAUAAGCUAAUGUAUGGUACUUGAUGGUGCCCUGGAUUCUAACAGGAGUGAAACAGGGUACAGACUUUUGUUGUAAUUUUUUUAAAAAAGAGAUAGUCAUUGAAGUGGAUUCUGUACGUUAUCAGUGAAGCAUUAAAAUGAUAGAUUAUAGUCUUCAGAUCUUUUACUACUUUAAUUUAUCAAGCGUACUUGUGGAUUGUGUACAGAAUGUGAAGCGUUAAUAUCACGGCUAGAAAGCUCCCUCUCUCUUGUUAACAUGGCAGCGUCAUAAAUCUGCCCACCGAAAUGUCUUUUUAUUAAUUAUGGAAUUCCGAAUUCUGCCACCACCUACUUUGGGGGGAGUAAAUCCUCCUCCCCCCCCCCUUCCUUCUCGCUGAGACGAAGCGCGAAACUUGAUUUAGGACGGGAGCAGUGCGGGGACGGCGCGGGGGAGCCGGCGCU
Messenger RNA from Athene cunicularia (burrowing owl), 2821 nucleotides. RefSeq names its product src kinase associated phosphoprotein 2 (gene SKAP2). Lineage: Eukaryota; Metazoa; Chordata; Aves; Strigiformes; Strigidae. The coding region runs from base 158 to 1078 and encodes 306 amino acids. The record is from RefSeq and is a predicted model, not a curated record. Gene Ontology annotation, molecular function: protein binding. The transcript has 13 exons. Gene Ontology annotation, cellular component: cytoplasm; plasma membrane.